GCAGUUGGCGCGCAUCCGGGCUUUCUGUCUCGCGCAUGCGCGGUGGCCUGCGCUGGGGUAGAGGCAGAGUGGAGCAGGGGGUCUCGCGACCCCUUCUCUCCGCUUAUUCUCCUGCGACUGUUCGGCUUAACCCGAAGCGGAUCCGCUGGCCGUUGUAUAUUGUUUACUCGAGGUUUUAAUUUUUUUCUCCUUGUGUUGUCGCCAUGUCGAGGUCGCUAUAAUGGUCGCGAUCGAGAAGACAGGGAGACGGAGCGGCCCCGCUUAUGACGGAGAGCCCCGACGGGAGUCACGUGAUGGAGCGGAGAGCGAGCGCGCGCGCGGGCCACGUGACUCCGGCCCCGCCGUCGCGCGACGCCGUUAGGGAUGCGAAGCCCGAUGCUAAAGCUGGCGGUGGAGGGAGGCUCCGGCAUGGGCGCAAGCGAGAGGUGCCGCAGCCCUUCCCCAAGCCCGAGGUGGUGGCGGGCGCGAACCGCCGCGCCACACCCCAGAAGAACAAGACGUUUGAUAAGAGACCCCCGACUCGCGGCGCUGGGAAACCCGCUGGCACUUUUACUGUUGGUGGAGGACGAGAGGAGGUGAUGUAUGAUCAGCAGACGGAGUUAGCCGACCUGGCACGUGGACGUAAGAAGGUGAACGUGAAUCACCUGUUCAACUUCACGCUGGAGCCGCGCGAGCGAUUCUCUCCGUACCAUCCCAGUACGUGGAGCCGGAAGGGGGGCGCCUGGUGGGGGCAGAAGCAGAAGCCGUUCAACAAGGAGCUGUUCCUGCAGGCCAACUGCCAAUUUGUGGUACUGGAUCAGUGUGAUUAUAGCGUGUAUCUGGCGGACCCCGACACACUGGUCGACUGGGAUUUAGUGCAGCAAGUGCGGCUGCUGAGCCACGGGGUGCUGUCCUGCCCCAUCUGCUUGUACCCACCCACGGCCGCCAGGAUCACGCGCUGCGGCCAUGUCUUUUGCUGGCCCUGCAUCCUGCACUACCUCGCUCUGAGUGACGAGCCCUGGAGGAAAUGCCCCAUCUGCUUUGAGGCCGUGCACAAGAAGCACCUGCGCAGCGUGGUUACGAAAGAGACCCACCAGUUCGCAGUGGGAGACACCGUCACCCUGCAGCUGAUGAAGAGAGAGAAGGGCAGCGCUAUCGCUCUGCCUCGUAGCCAGUGGUUCCAGGUGGACAAGCCUCUGUCAGUUAUCGACGCGCAGAACUCGCACCACUGCAAGCUGCUGCUGGCGAGCCGGGCCGACGUGCAGACGAGCCUCUCCCUCGAGCAGGAGCAACUUCUGCAGCAGCUCCUCGAGGAGAGCGACACCGCCGAGGCCUGCUUCAUACAGGCGGCGCUCAGCGAGCUGCAGAACCAGCUGAAGUGCUUUGAACAUGCAGGUGCAGAUGUGGGUACUACUCUGGAGAUGCAAAACCUGUCUCUUGCCGAAGCUUCAGAGCCAGAUUCUCACGAAGUGAAAGAACCAACAAGUUUGACCAACUGCAACAAACAGGCCGUGCAUAGGUACGCUUCGGCGUUCGACGAAGAGUUUGAGGAGGAGGUCGCCAAAGAGGUCGCCGAGCCAGACGGCGCACAAGAGGAGGAGGUGCAGCUGGAAGGAGCCGCAGGUCUAGCUGCGACUGAGCAGCAGCAGCAAUGCUUGCAGCAAGAGGGGCACGGGUGUGAGAUGCUAGAGGAAGAGGAGGCCAGCUCCCAGAACAACCUACACCACUACUACUACCAAGCGGAGGACGGGCAGCACAUGUACAUGCUGCCCAUGAACCGCCGCUGCCUCCUGCAGGAGCACGGUGGCCCCGAGGGAUGCCCAGACCGCGUCACGGCUCGCAUCAUGGACAUCGAGAGCUUCUCCAUGACCGAGUAUCACCGUAAACGUUACAACUACCUGGACCACUUGCCCCUCACCUGUGAGAUCAGCUUCUGCGAGGUGGUCCUGCACCCUCCCCUGGUCACCCAAGCCACUCUCCAAUACUUCACAGCGGACAUCGAGAGACGCAGGGUCCUGCGGCAGAAGAAAGCGCGUGAUGAGCGCCGCAGGGAGAGAAAAAUCGAAAUGGAAGAGAACAAGAAACAUGGGAUUUAUCCCGGCAUGCGUGUUCCGCUGGAAAACCUCCGCCAGUUUCCAUCGUUUGGCUCGAGUCCCGAGUGUGGCCCGGGCGGCCCCACAGACGACACCGUGGUGAUGGAGAUGAGCUCGCCCGCCGUGCUGCACUCUCCACAGGACAGCAGCAGCAACAGUUCCACUGCAGGGUCAUUCCUGAGCCCGUUGGCACCAGCCUUUGUUCCUGGCAGUCCUUCUGCCGUGGAGAGCAUUGUUGAGGAUGAGUCUCACCUACCUUCCUUUGCACAGAUGCUUAAGGAUGGAAAAGCUAAAUCUGAUGCCUGGCAGAGGAAUGUGGACAAGAGAGCGCCAGCACACGCAGCGGCGGUGGGUUCCGGUGUGGAUAGCGAUGCCGAGAGCGACUCGGAGGGCAUGCCUGUGCCCAGCUUUCAGAACUCGUUCAGCCAGAGCCUGGAGUCUGCACUGCUCACUCUGGAGGCUGCUGCUGUUGAUGAAACCAAGGCAGCGGCAUCAUCAGACUGCCCCGCGCAAGGAAAAGGUGGGAAAAAGAAGAAAAAGCAGAUGAAAUUACUCUUCAGCAGCUCUGUGUUCCAUGGAAAAAUUAAUUGAAAGUGAAUUUAACAAAUGCUUGUUUGUCAACGUGUGCUGCUGCUGCAUAUUACAUAAACAUGGCGACUGGCCUCAUGUGAUAACUUGGUAUGCCCCAGACUACAGACUGGUUGUAGAGGUCUGGCAUUGGUGUGUUUAGAGCAUUACGACAUGUAUUGCAAAGCUUGUAGAGUUUGUAAUGAUGGCGAUUUAAAUCAUCAUCAAAAGUAAUAAAGGUGUUAUUUCAACUUAA
Petromyzon marinus (sea lamprey) is the source of this 2895-nucleotide messenger RNA. It is a transcript of the gene RNF10, whose product is annotated as ring finger protein 10. Gene Ontology annotation, molecular function: transcription cis-regulatory region binding; metal ion binding. The record is from RefSeq and is a predicted model, not a curated record. Gene Ontology annotation, biological process: positive regulation of myelination; positive regulation of transcription by RNA polymerase II. Lineage: Eukaryota; Metazoa; Chordata; Hyperoartia; Petromyzontiformes; Petromyzontidae.